AGGAAACUGCUGCCCCCUCAGGGACUUGGCAUCAUAAUUAUAUAGGAAGCAGAGCAGUCUGUCGGUUGUUAGAGGUAAAGAAAGGCUGCAGGCUGGUCUCGUGCAUGGACACCAGUGUGCAGUGGACAAGUGGUCAUAACAUGGAUGUGGAGCUCUAUUUCUGACACUGUUAGGAAGAUUGAGAGGUGGAAGCAGGCAUGUCAGAGAAGAAGCCCCGGGGCUCAGACACUCGGCCCAAAAGUGGCUUCCGCAGCUGGAGCGCAGACAGUUACAUUUGGAAGGGGAAGAAACGCUCCCGGAGCUCUCGCAAUGGGUCGAGCCCUGGAGGCAUGCAGAUGGACGGGACGGAGGAGUUGGGUGUGGGGUCAUCAUCCUGUUCGAGGAGGCGCAGAGAGAGGAAAUGUAGCUGCAGCGCUCUAGGGGACACACUGACAUCUGGAGAUAUCGAUGUGAUGUGUCGGAAGGCCUUGUCACGGCGCUCUCUGCGGCAGAAGUUUCAGGAUGCUGUUGGCCAGUGCUUCCCUCUGCGCUCUCACCAUCACCACCACCAUCACCACCAUCAUUCAUCGGGCUCCUCGCGACCCUUUUCAGUGCUCUUCUGGUCCAAACGGAGGAUCCAUGUGUCAGAGCUCAUGCAGGAUAAGUGCCCAUUCUCACCCAAGUCUGAACUGGCUCGAUGUUGGCACCUUAUUAAAAAUCAUGCUACCCACCCAAGUGCCCUCAAGGACAUGGAGGCUCCCCUCAAACCUAGUGUCUCAUCCACUACCUCUCCACCACAAACCCCCAUCUCGUGGGAGGACAUAUGCUGCUCCCCUGGGCCUGGAUGCACCAGUCUGGAGGACUGGGACCCUUCUUGUGCUCAUGGGCAUGAAGAAGGUAGGUGUGGACACACGGACUACAUCCUGGUUCCAGAUCUCCUACAGAUCAACAACAACCCAUGCUACUGGGGCGUGCUGAAUCGCUUUGAGGCAGAGGAGCUGCUGGAGGGCCAGCCCGAGGGCACGUUUCUGCUCCGGGACUCUGCCCAGGACGAAUUUCUCUUCUCAGUGAGCUUUCGGCGCUACAGCCGUUCCCUACAUGCACGUAUUGAACAAAACGGCAAGCGUUUCAGCUUUGAUGUGCGUGACCCGUGUAUGUACCGUGAUCCAAGUGUGACGGGACUGCUCAGGCACUACAGCGACCCAGCCACCUGCCUCUUCUUUGAGCCACUCCUUUCCAGACCUCUGCCAAGGAACUUCCCUUUCUCCCUCCAGCACUUGUGCAGGGCAGUGAUCUGCAGCUGCACCACCUACCGAGGCAUAGACAGCCUGCCGCUGCCACCUCAGCUCAGGGACUAUCUCAGACAAUACCAUAUUAAGUGUGACGCGGCCUGUGCUGUGUGACUAACCAAAUCAGGCCUCAUACUAAGGACAAGCAAAAGAAGCUCACCUUGGCAAAAGUACUGCCAUUAAAUUCUAACAGUGUUUGCUGUUACAUGAGGUUUAAGGAUUCGAUCUUGAGCCAAGGAUUGUCAUUUGUACUGCAGUUCCAUUUGGUGUGAUAGCAAACAAUGGCAAUUGCUGUUUUUUUAGCCUUUCAAUAUUUAGGAGUGACAGCCUCACAGAACAAGAAAACAACUACUAAAGGGGACUGUGGCGAGACAGCCUGAGUGUUGACUUAAGCAAGCCAACACUCCAUUACAGAAGAUGUUAAGAUCAUAGAAAUGUUAUGGUCUUGAACCCUGAACACAGCUAGUGCAGUCAAAUGUUUGAGGUAAAGCAACUCUGGGGGUAUCUAGUAAUAUGCAAGCAUUAUGGAUUUUUCACUAACUGCAUAACCGAACAAAUUUCUACAUUUCAUGAUAUUUCAUCCCAGCCUUGCAAUAUAUCUACAUAAGUACUUAGUAUGCUUUUCUUAUUUUCUGUCAUGCACAUCUAUGCACUGUUACUCGUUAAACAUUCAUUCCGAAAGGUCAAAUAACGAGGUCAGCGUCAUUGAGAGCCAAAGGCUCAGGCUUCUGUCUGCUCUGAACACUCAGACCAUUCUUUGGAUCUUUAUGAUGUCACUGAAAGGGGAUAUCUUUAAUAUGUCCAUCUGAGGUAUGUAGCUCUGUAUGUGAGCAGCAAAGCUCCACCCAGCUGCUGUUCAAAACUUGUAUUUGCGAUGAACAAGCAGCAAGAACAAAUCUGACUAAACGAGAGGCCAAAAAUACGUAAAGCAACCCACGUCAGAGAGCGAAGAACUACAGGUCUGUACCCAAGCCCAGUAUGAAAUGAAUAAUGGAAAGCUACUAGCAGAGUCCAAGAGUAUAUAUAUAGAGUAUAUAAGGUCAUCUUUAAACAUUGAUGUAAUAUAACACAAAAUUCCAGCUGAAUCUCUUUGGAGAGAACUGCUUUGUGCCGGAUGGAUUACUCGAUCCUGCACAGGAAAACUGAAUCAGGCAAAUGGACCUGACAACAAGGAUGCUGUUUUUAAUUUGGCCUUUUAUCUGCUACACAAAAUGGGUUCAAACACCCUGCUGGCAAUCAAUACAUGUAAGCAAAUUAGAGAUGCAUUAUGACAGGAAAGGAGACUUAAUUAAAACCCUCCGAGGAGCACAAAUGUCGUUCCUUUUGCCUUUCAGCUCUCAGCUGCUGUGUUGAAAGGCAGCAAUAAAAUCUGCAGCUUUUCAUAAAAGAAACACGCAAAAUCACAGUUAUUUAUAUAUAAGCGGUUUAUAAAUUUCUGAUCAAAUGUAAUACGAUAAAACAGAAAACAAGCUUCAGAGAGGAGAUGCCCAAACAGGACCAAAAUAAAAGCUAUAUAAAGAAGGCUUGUAUUUAUUUUAAUUUUAAAUUUAAAAAAGAAAGCAAUAUUUGAAGACAGUCACUGAGGGUUGCUGACCUGACAUUAAAAAAAAGAUCCUCUUUAGUCCUCAUUCGGGGCUUAAGAACAACUAACCCCCACCCACCACCACCACCAAACUCAAACUAAUGGCAGCAGUGAAAGCAGCUUACAAUCAAACCUGAAACUAACUCGUGGCUGAUGAUGAAGGGCGGCUUAAACUGGACUGAUGUGCUCUUGUCUCUUUGAAUGCAAAUACAGGCCAGUGAAAUGUCAGCCUCUUGUCCAGCUUGUUCAUUUGGGUUGCAUUCUUCUCUCCAGCCACGAGGUGGCGACAGCACUACAUCGAUCUGCUCCGUUUGCCUGUCUUUGAAAGCGCCUCUGUAAAUGUGUCCUAACAUCAGCCGUGCCUCUAACCUGUACCUGUUGUGACUGAGAAACUGUUCAUAAGCAUAUAUUGUAUUCAUACACACACCAAUAAAUUUGAUUUACACGCCCUCUGUUGUGUGUCUGAGUUUAUUUAUUUAUUUG
Molecule: messenger RNA, 3333 nt
Organism: Haplochromis burtoni (Burton's mouthbrooder)
Lineage: Eukaryota; Metazoa; Chordata; Actinopteri; Cichliformes; Cichlidae
Gene: socs4
Product: suppressor of cytokine signaling 4
Exons: 2
Coding region: 198-1382 (394 amino acids)
Biological process (GO): intracellular signal transduction; phosphatidylinositol phosphate biosynthetic process
Cellular component (GO): phosphatidylinositol 3-kinase complex
Molecular function (GO): 1-phosphatidylinositol-3-kinase regulator activity
Source: RefSeq, a predicted model, not a curated record